Folsomia candida is the source of this 1310-nucleotide messenger RNA. Its product is annotated as peptidyl-prolyl cis-trans isomerase 6. NCBI's taxonomy places the organism in Eukaryota, Metazoa, Arthropoda, Collembola, Entomobryomorpha, Isotomidae. Gene Ontology annotation, molecular function: peptidyl-prolyl cis-trans isomerase activity. The coding region runs from base 255 to 878 and encodes 207 amino acids. The record is from RefSeq and is a predicted model, not a curated record. Gene Ontology annotation, cellular component: intracellular membrane-bounded organelle. The transcript has 8 exons. Gene Ontology annotation, biological process: protein peptidyl-prolyl isomerization; protein folding.
AAUGCUGUGAAAAUCUUGUUUUUGGUGGUGGUGCAUUGCUCUUGAAGGGAUUUUUACAUUGCAACUUUGUAAAGAUUCAUCUUGUUGUUAGGUCUCAAAAGAAACUUCCACAUCCUCACCUAAUCCGGUUAUAAAUAAGCCCGAGAACCUUCAACUCUUGUCAUUCUCUUAGAAAUAGCCAGUUUGAGAGCAUUGUUAAAUUUCCAAGUCUGGUAAUUCUCCUGGGUUGGUGAACGAGCGUCCACAAUUUCAUAAUGAGAGCUAUACUGCUUACUCUGGUAGCGGCUGUCAUCGCCAGUUCGCAGGCCGUCAAAGUGACUGACCAAGUGUAUUUCGAUGUUUCGAUUGGCCAACAACCCGUCGGGAGAAUUAAAAUUGGUUUAUUUGGAGAGGUGGUUCCCAAUACUGUUCGGAACUUUGUUACCCUGUGCUCCCCAGGAGUGAAUGGCAAAUCGUACACUGGCUCAAUUUUCCAUCGAAUUAUCAAGGACUUCAUGAUUCAGGGGGGUGAUGUUAUUCAAGGAAAUGGCAGAGGGUCAACUAGCAUUUUCGGACAACAAUUCGAUGAUGAAAACUUUAUUCUUAAGCACACUGGACCUGGAAUUCUCAGUAUGGCAAACUCUGGACCCAACACAAAUGGUUGUCAAUUUUUUAUCACGACCGUUAAAACAAGUUGGCUGGAUAACAAACACGUAGUGUUUGGAAAGGUGAUUGAAGGAUUUGACGAGACUGUGAAAGUUAUCGAGGCCACACCAGUCAACUCGGAGGAUAAACCCUACGAAACUGUGACCGUAAAGCAGUGCGGCAUCCUCCCAUUGCCCAACGGACCUUAUGAACUCGACGUCGGAGCGGAUACAAGUUUUGCAAAGAACGGUUAAACACCAUCGCUCAUUGCACUGAAAGAAUGAGCACGAGAGACACCUUCGCAAAUAAGGAUACAAUUGGACAAUUUUGAAGCACAGAUGCACAAAAAUAUAUAUGCAAAACUAUACGCAAAAAGGUAAUGAACUCAUUCAUUAUCGAUGCUAGAAUGACGUAACAAAAAGUGCCAAGAGCAAAACCAAUAAAAAGCCAAACUAGUUGGAUCAGAUCAUAAAUAGAAGAUCAUUUUUAAACACGUCAUGGCUAGUGACUUAUUUAUUGGAUGAUGAGAUUAAGUUCGCUAACAAUGAUGUGAUAAUUUAACAAGUUUAAAAGUGUGCAGGUCAAAUGUUUUAAUUUCACAAUGUGUAUGUACGAUUAUUUUAACAGUUUUGCUAAUUAUAUAAUGUAAGUAACUAUUAAACCCCACAUUUAAGGAGAUGCGAAAA